AUGGACAAGUUAUUUGUCAAUAUCACCCAUUUGCUCGAUAAGCUCACCACCCACAAUCAAGCUUGGCAUUCAAAUGAUAACGAGAGCUUGUCUUAUGGUAGUUCAUCACUAGCUGCGGUUGCAAAGGAGAACCAUGAGAGGGAUCAUGCCUUUGCUCAAUUGCAAACUAAGGUGGAUCUACUAUCAAAGAAAUUGGCAGAUAAGGAUGCACAGAGGGUAAAUGUUGUUGAGGAGUUACCACCUCCUCCACCAGGGAUGUAUCAAGUCCCUGAAGGGAUGUACCAAGAAGGGAAACAACAUUAUGAAGAUGCUAACUAUGUCAACAACUCCAAAGGGAGUUAUCAGAGGCAAAAUUAUCAAGGUCCAGGACAUCACCCAUGGCAGAAGCCUCAACACCAAUUUCAUGGAAACAAUUACAACAGAAAUGAUCAAGGAAAUCCCAAUCAAGGGAAUUACAAUAACAGGAAUUAUGGCAACAAGAGCUCUAACCCCUAUAUUCUACCAAAGGCGCAAUCGUCAAAUUCUCAGCAGUGGAGAGACAAUUCAGCUAGAAACUCUGCUAGCAAUGCUGCUAAUGAUUCUGCUGAGUCAAGAAGAGCAUGA
Molecule: messenger RNA, 603 nt
Organism: Lycium ferocissimum
Lineage: Eukaryota; Viridiplantae; Streptophyta; Magnoliopsida; Solanales; Solanaceae
Exons: 1
Coding region: 1-603 (200 amino acids)
Source: RefSeq, a predicted model, not a curated record